This is a messenger RNA of Recurvomyces mirabilis, 318 nucleotides long. RefSeq lists its product as uncharacterized. Lineage: Eukaryota; Fungi; Ascomycota; Dothideomycetes; Mycosphaerellales; Teratosphaeriaceae. The transcript has 2 exons. The coding region runs from base 1 to 318 and encodes 105 amino acids. The record is from RefSeq and is a predicted model, not a curated record.
AUGGACAACCAACGUGCCCCAAACAAGCUUGUCCUCGGGCUUUACACCGACUUCGACCCGACGAAACUCGACACCUUCGGCACUAUUCAGUACAAGAAGAUCACUAGAGCCUCUGUUAUCGCCCGUCGAGAUGAAGGUCCGGAGGUCAACGCUCUUCUGUCCUUCCUCAACAAGAUCUCGCAUGGACUCAGGACGUUCUCUUAUACCGAGUUUGAGAGUAUCGAGGCGAAGCAGAAAAAGGAUAAUGAAACGGAGGCCAGUCUCUUCACCGCGCAGACUUUGGCGAAGUAUGCUGUCACCCACUUCCCGGCGGCUUGA